Messenger RNA from Plasmodium vivax (malaria parasite P. vivax), 3870 nucleotides. Its product is annotated as DNA repair protein, putative. Bases 1 to 3870 code for a protein of 1289 amino acids. The record is from RefSeq and is a predicted model, not a curated record. Gene Ontology annotation, cellular component: nucleus; MutSalpha complex. Lineage: Eukaryota; Apicomplexa; Aconoidasida; Haemosporida; Plasmodiidae. Gene Ontology annotation, molecular function: mismatched DNA binding; ATP-dependent DNA damage sensor activity; ATP binding. Gene Ontology annotation, biological process: mismatch repair. The transcript has a single exon.
AUGGCCGACUUCAGCAAGUCGAACUCCGCCGGGCCGGCGAACAAAAAGCAGGCGUCCAUUCUGAGCUUCUUCAAGACGCAGGAUGGCAAGGGGAAGAAGGCCACCGGCGCAGGGGGGGAGGCGGCCAAGGAAGGCAAAGGGGAUGCAGAUAAGCAGGGCGGCCAGCAACUAAACGCGGCGAUGAGCACGCUGGACAAAUUUGCCGCCAAUGCGGGGAACGAAGCAGAGCGAAGCUGCGAAACGGGCUUCACCGCGAUGAAGGAGCCCUCCGAGGAUAAGCGAAAUGGAUGCUGCGCAUGCGCAGAGACCCCCCAAGCGAAUCUCUUCUCCGAUGACAGCCAAGAUGUGAGCAGAAGCGCGGUGAGAAGCUCCAUGGGGAAAAAAGGAACCGAAAUGAAGGAGAGUUACGAUAAGGGGUAUACGGACAACGCGGAGUUGAGCACAGAAGAGGACAUAAUCGUGAGGAAGAAGCGAAAGGUCAUAAUAGAUUCCUCAAGUGAAGAUGUGUAUGACGGGUCUAACGACAGAAGUGAGGAUAAUGGAAAGAACUCCAAGAGGAAGGGACCCCCAGGAAAUGAAGGCGUUGGCGUGGAUGGGAAGUUAAAUAACCUGGUUUAUGAGCCGGGUAAGAGCAGCACAACGGAGGAGACACUAUUCACCAACGAGCAGAGCUCAAAGGAGAUUAUAAACAUCCACCGUAGGAAGGGAGAGGACGGAAAGAAGUCCCAAGAGCUGGACACACUAAGGAAUAAGCUGCUAAGCAUGCCAAUAUGUUUGUCAAAUGAUAAGUUCAGACUAUACGUAGAGCAGUACUUCCUCUACUGCAAUACUUUUGAAUUCCCCAAAUGGGUACAGCCGCAAUACGUGCGUGAUCUUAAUUUGAGGACCCCAGAUAAUGCUGAUUAUGACUGCUCUACCAUUUGGACGCCCCCACCUGAUCACCCCUGGGCGGUGGAGUACAAACAGGCGCACUACACUCCAGGGAUGCAACAAUUUUGGAAAAUAAAAUCCAAAAAUUUUGAUAAAAUAAUAUUUUUUAAAAUGGGGAGAUUUUACGAAAUAUUUUACAUCGAUGCUUGUUUGAUGCACACCAUUUGUGGGUUGAAUUGGAUGGGUGGGGAGCAGAAGCCUCACUUGGGGUUUCCAGAGCAAUCUCUCCAUUUGUAUGCCAAAAAGGUUAUUAACAGUGGGCACAAGGUGGUUGUGAUUGAGCAGAUGGAGACUCCAAAGGAGUUGGAGCAGCGCAAUAAGGAGACUUGCGGGCCGAAGGAUAAAGCCAUUAAAAGGGAAAUUAAUGAAAUUUUUACAAAGGGGACCAUUCUGCAUGAUAACAUGCUCAGCUCGGAGACGAAAUAUUUGGUUUGCUUCCACUUCGACGAUAUAGAAGAUUUAGAUGGAGGAGUAGUAGACGUGGGGGUCGGGGGAGUGGGCAGCCUCCCAGGCUCCUCCUCUCAAAGUGACCGCUCAGUUAAAAGCAAGUGCAAUUUCGGCUUCGUCGUGAGCGACAUCGCAACGUCGUACAUCGCUGUAGGGUAUUGCAACGAUGACGAGUCCCGGAUCGAGUUGCGAACCAUCCUCGCGCAGCUCUGCCCAGCGGAAAUUCUAUACGCUUCAAAAAAUAUUAAUAAGGAGGUGCUUUCCAUUUUUAAGAACAUCCCAGCGGAACCGGAAUUGACAGCGGUGAGCUCAUUUCCAAAUAUAAUUGCCUCUCUAGAUGAGAUUAGAAAAUAUUUUGAAACCAUCCCCCCUAGUUUAGAAAUGCACAGAGAACAGAACAGUGUGAUUUGUGCCUUCGGAGGGUUCAUCGUUUAUCUCCGGUCGCUUCUACUAGACAAGAAGAUCUUCCGCUUCUGCAAAAUAGAGCACUAUGAUUUGUUUAAGAGGGAAAACUACAUGGUGUUGGAUGCCACCGCGUUGAAGCACUUAGAAAUAUUGGAGACACAAUCUGGCGAAACGAAAAAUUCCCUUUUUGAUUACGUGAAUAAGACAUGCACCAACUUUGGGGCCAGGAACAUGAGGCGCUGGAUCUGCAGCCCGUUGCUCGACUGCACCAGGAUAAAUGAGCGACUCGACGUGGUGGAGUUUUUAAAAAAAAACGAGCAUAUCUUAUCCCUCAUCAGGUUGAAGCUGAAGAAGCUACCAGACAUAGAAAGGCUGCUGAACAAAAUUUGCAUACAAGCAUCUCAAAGCGAGCGGGGGGCCGUCUUCUUCGAUAACAUAGUGAGUACGAAGCUGAAGGAAUUUAUGACCUUCCUAAACGCCUUCAAAGAAAUUGGAAGUAUGCUAAUCGAAAUCAACAGCAUAGAAAAGGACGAGGAGGAGUUGCCCAAGCGGCUAUAUGAAAUUAGUAACACGCCGGAUAGAAAGAGUCUACUGAGAAAGGUCCAAGGGAGCUACCCACAUAUUGAGCAAAUAACCAACGAGUUUUUAAAAAAAAUAGAAUUCGAUGGGGAUAAGGAAUAUAAGCCAGCGGAGGGGUGCGAUGAAGCCAUCGAUUUGAUUAACAGUAAGGAGAAGGAGAUAGAGGGGGAACUUACCAAUAUUCUAACAAACAUGAAGAGGAACAUGAAGAUUUCGUCACUCAAAUAUGUACAUGCUAAGUACAAAUACGAGGUGGAGUGCCCCGAGAAUGUCCCCAAGCAUUUUCUAAAGCAUGUAGAAAUUACCUCCGCUAAAAAGGGAUUCAUUCGGUUUCAAAAUGAUGAAAUAAAGCAGUGCGUUGAGAUGCUGGAGGAUAUAGACCAGGAGAAGAAGGACGCCAUCUACCCCUUCUUUAAGAAGAUGUUUCACCUUUUCUAUGCUCACUAUGAGAAGUAUGUCUCUGCCUGUAGACUGGUGUCCGAGCUGGACUGCCUCCAGGCCUUCGCCUUCGUGGCGCUCAACACGCCCUUCGCGCUGACGCGCCCGGUGUUGCACCCGAUGAGGAGGAACGGAAGCGGCGAGGGGGAAAGCGGUGAGGAGAGUAGCGGCCAGGAGGUCACCGCGGAGCAGAUCAACCAAAGUAGUAGAAGCGCCGUAAGUGCAGUUUGCCGUGGGGGGACCGCCCACGGGAAAGAACCCUUCCUCAUCCUCGAAAAUAACAUUCACCCCGUAGUGGCUACCCUCAUGCCCAACUUCAUCUCGAAUAACAUCUACAUGGGGUGCGAGCAGGAGAAGCAAUCUACUCUGCUUCUAACAGGUCCCAACAUGGGCGGAAAGAGCACCCUACUAAGGCAAACAGCCAUUUCGGUAAUUUUGGCCCAAAUAGGAGCCUUCGUCCCUUCUACCUACUGCGAGUUGACCGUAGUGGAUAAGAUAUUUACGCGCCUUGGAUCUAGUGACAAUCUGUUCGAAGGAAAAAGUACCUUUCUCGUGGAGUUGGAGGACAUUUCGAACAUGCUAAAGCAGAGCACUAAGUACAGUUUGGCCAUUCUGGAUGAACUGGGUAGAGGCACCUCCUCCUUUGACGGCACGGCUAUUGCCCUUUCGACUCUGGAGCAAAUUUCAGACGUAGUCAAAUGCAGGUGCAUAUUCUCCACCCAUUAUCAUCUCCUAGUGGAGGAAGUAAAACACAACAAAAAGAUUUCAAACUAUCAUAUGAGUCUAAGCAUAGAUGAUCAUCAGGAGAAAAUUAUUUUUUUAUAUAAAUUUAUUAAGGGAGUUUGCCCCAAGUCCUUUGGUAUUCACAUUGCCAAGUUGGCUGGCCUCCCCAAAGAAAUUAUUGAUUUGGCUCACGAGAAGUCCACCCUCUUUGAAAACGUGACGGACGAGUUUUGCAAAAUCAUCAAGUACAAGAACAUCGUGCGCUCCCUCCUCAGCGCCCCCGACGGCGAAAAUCUGGGCGCCCUCUUCCGCAGGUACCGCGCCGAGUUCGCCGAGUUCGCCGCGUGA